This is a messenger RNA of Daphnia carinata, 1174 nucleotides long. It is a transcript of the gene Vsp37A, whose product is annotated as vacuolar protein sorting-associated protein 37A-like. The record is from RefSeq and is a predicted model, not a curated record. Gene Ontology annotation, biological process: protein targeting to membrane; protein targeting to vacuole; ubiquitin-dependent protein catabolic process via the multivesicular body sorting pathway. Bases 49 to 987 code for a protein of 312 amino acids. Gene Ontology annotation, cellular component: ESCRT I complex. The transcript has 6 exons. NCBI's taxonomy places the organism in Eukaryota, Metazoa, Arthropoda, Branchiopoda, Diplostraca, Daphniidae.
AAACAAGUAUGUCCGCCGCUGUCAUAAUAAGGUUAUGAUAAUGUCAAGAUGAAUCAUUCUACUGUGUAUCCAUUAACUCCUUCGAUUGUACAUUUGAAAAAAAAGAAACAAAUUGAUUCACUACGGAUUUUCAUCAACGAUGUUCGAGAAAUUCACGCCGGAGAAUAUCAUGUAUUUUUUCGUUCGGGAAAUCGGGAAUUGACAUUAAAAAUUCAAUUACCUUCCGACUUUCCAACUCAGAAGCCUUUGAUUUGGAUUAAUCCUGUGAUUCAACACAACUGGAUAACCGACAAUGGCCGAAUAAUGUCUCCAGGAUUAGUGAAUUAUUCAGAGCACUCAGAUUUGGGUCAAAUUGUGCAUUCAAUAGUACGAGAAAUGACAAAGUUGCCUGAAAUAAAAUCUUAUCCAAAUGGAGAAAGGAGCAGCAGUGAAACAUUCCUAUCAACUAGUCAACUUAGUCAGCAACAAUAUUUCCCAAUUCCUCCCUUCAUUCCUGAACUGGAAAGCCUCUCAAGAUAUCAGAUCAAGAAUCUGAGUGAAAGUGAAGAUGUUUUACAUCAGUUUGUUGAGGAUCUUCCUCAAGCAGAGGCUGUUGCAAUAGAUGUCAAAAACCACCUGGAUGUUGUCGAAAAAAUAGCAAGGAGUAUUGCUGACCUGAAGAAAACCUUGAAUGCUAAACGACAGCUGAUAUUGCAACACUAUGAGACACUCAAUGAGCUGAAGUUAGAAUGGGAUUCAUCAAGUACUCAGCACCAUAACUUGUCUCAGUGUUAUUUACCUAACAACAUUGAAGGAAGCCUUCGUCAAGCUGCAACGCUGGCAGAUGAGAAAAGUGAAGCAAUUGCUGAAGUGUUUCUCUCCGGUCAAAUGGAUGUUGACACAUUCUUAAGCUCAUACACUGCAUCUAGGACGGAAAGCCACAUACGAAAAACUAAAGAAGAAAUUCUCCAUAAGCAACUCCAAGAGCUUCAGCGAUUGGGAUAUUGAAAAUGUGAAAUUUGUUGUGGGAUUCAGGACACAUGCCUUUUCAUAGAAAGACACAUCAAUAACUCAUUGUUUAUAGGUCUUUUCCUGGACGGCGGACUUAUUCCCCACAGAUAAAUUUUGAACCACCGAAUAUCAGUGAUGAGAAUUGGAUUUGAAAUACAUGGUAUAUAUUUUUUUUUCAACCAAA